AUUGUAAUUAAAAAAAUGUUGGUGAAACUGAAAACUUUUAAAUUGUCUAAGAAUGCCCUAGUACAUUUAUUAUAUAUAUUACUAAUUAUUACUACCACGAUUAGCGUCCAAAUUAACGACGAACCAGCCAAUCCAAAGCAGACUGAUGAUAAAAAUAAUAAUCCAGAUGAAAAUAUUCCAGACAAAACAAAUCUUAUUUCAUCAAAUAAUGAUAAUAAUGAAAAUACAGCUGGCAAAAAAAACAUUUUACAAGGAGUUUUUGAAAGGAUGAAUUUCAACAAAUUAAAAAAUAAUAAAACAAAACCAAAUGAAGAUAAAAUUAAUAUUAUGGACCCUAAAAAAAAAAAUACAGUUGAAGAAAGUAGUUUUAAAGAUCAGCAACUAGAAGCUGAUGAAGAAGAUCCAUUUAAGGACAUGAAACUGGGCAUACCUUCUGAAGAAUUAAACACUGGAGACGAUAAACUAGAAGAGGCACCUGAACAGAAUAAUAAACAAGAAAUAAAAAAGAAAAAGAAAAAGAAAAAAAAAAAGAAAAAGAAAAAGGAAAACAAUAAAGCUGAAAAUAUUAACUCUGAAAGAAAAGAUACACGUGAAACAGAUAGUGUUAAAGACCAACAACCAGAAGUUGAUGAAGAAGAUCCAUUUAAGGACAUGAAACUGGAUAUACCUUCUGAAGAAUUAAACACUGGAGACGAUAAACUAGAAGAGGCACCUGAACAGAAUAAUAAACAAGAAAUAAAAAAGAAAAAGAAAAAGAAAAAGAAAAAUAAAAAUAAAAAGGAAAACAAUAGAUCUGAAAGUAUUAACUCUGAAAAAAAAGAUACACGUGAAACAGAUAGUGUUAAAGACCAACAAUCAGAAGUUGAUGAAGAAGAUCCAUUUAAGGACAUGAAACUGGACAUACCUUCUGAAGAAUUAAACACUAAAGACGUUGAAGAAGAAAAAGCAACUGAACAGAAAACCCAAAAGUCCACUGAAGAUACGUCACAAAAUAAAAUUACGGAAGAUGAGCCAAAGGACUUAACAUUAUCUUCACUGGAGAAUGUUGGAAUCGUAAAAAUUAAAAACAAACAAAAUGCAACCAGCGAAAUGAUAAGAAAAGAAAAGAAAAGAACGAAGUUUAGAGAAUUUACACCUUCAGGAGAAAAUGCACGCAUAUAUUGUACAUUUUUAGGAGAUGUGUUGAAAAUGUACAACAAAGUAAAAAAACGUUUUGUUGGACAUUUUUGUCAUGCAAUCGUAUUUGGGGCUCCAAUUAACUUAAAACAUAAUCAAGUACACUUGAGCAAUAACAUGAAAAGUCAGCUGAAUAAAAUAGAUCCACAAAGGGGACAAAGUCUUCUUAUCGUCAUUAUGAAACAUUCAAGUUAUGACGAUUGGGAAAAAGCAUUAAUUAAUCCCAACCAACUAGUUAUAAAUAUAAUACAUACAGUCAUAAAUUAUAAAAUCGAUGGAAUACAAUUUUCAAAUUUACAACGAACGGGAGUAGAUCAAACAGAUACACAGAUGGUGAAUAAUUUAAUAACAUUCUUAAAAAAACUACUAAAAACUGCAAAAACAAAAAAACAUGACUUAAAAAUUGGCAUAACCAUUCAAAUGAACAGUCAGUGGAUCAAAUCAAGUUUUACUUCAUUCGAUCAAUUAAAUACACUGGUCACUUGGUAUUCAUACCAAACGAUUUCCAUGGUAGUAUGUACAUCGAAAUACAAAACUACAAGCACUUCUCCAUUAAAAGGAGAAGUGAGCUUGGAUAGUUCACUAGAAUCAAUAAAGGUUACCGAUAUUGAUAUGUCAAAACUAGUCGUUGGUAUACAAUUGUUCCCAAAUAAAAUUGAUGAAAUGAGUCCAUUAACAUAUGAAGAGUUAUGUUCAACAUCAAAGAACUCUUGGGACAAAUGGUGUGCUGCGCAUCCUGAUGAACUUCGGUUAAAGGGUUUAUUUUUGAGGGAUUAUGAAAUUGGAGGCGUCCAACUAUAUUACAUGCACUCGGACGAUUACAGGUCCACGUGCGGCUGCUAUUCGUUUCCGUUGAUUCGAGCACUUCUUCGUGGCUUGAUUAAUACUCAGACGAAAGAACAGUGUGAUUUUUUCACGGCACACAACUAAAUAACCGCGAUCGAAUCAAGAGUACAUGAAUAUUUCAUAUAACAAGCGCGAAUUCAUACGACAUAAAUGUU
Molecule: messenger RNA, 2177 nt
Organism: Melanaphis sacchari
Lineage: Eukaryota; Metazoa; Arthropoda; Insecta; Hemiptera; Aphididae
Product: putative histone-lysine N-methyltransferase 1
Exons: 9
Coding region: 16-2106 (696 amino acids)
Source: RefSeq, a predicted model, not a curated record